UCUUGAAAAAAACAUUGACAAUCUUUUUGAGUAGUAGGAGGCAAGAAACAAGAAGAAGAAGAGACAGAGAGUGUUUUAUUUUUCCUUUUUCAAAAUUUAUAUAACAUAAAUCAAUAUGCCUCAUGCCUUUGACAAACUGGAAAGUAAUGAUAAACUCACUGCACAGGUUGUGAUUUGUUCCAUUAUUGCAGCCUUUGGUGGUCUUAUGUUUGGCUAUGAUAUUGGGAUUUCAGGUGGGGUGACAUCCAUGGAUGAUUUCUUGGAGAAGUUCUUCCCAAAAGUAUAUGUUAGAAAGCAUAGGGCUAAAGAAGACAACUAUUGCAAGUACGACAACCAAAUGUUGCAAUUGUUCACAUCUUCAUUGUACUUAAGUGCAAUUGUUUGUUGUUUCUUUGCCUCAAAGUGUUGUAAGAGGUAUGGAAGGAAAUUAACAAUGCAACUUGCCUCUUUGUUCUUUUUCAUUGGAGUUAUUCUCAAUGCUGCUGCAAUUGAUCUCCCUAUGCUUAUUAUUGGACGGCUAUUUCUUGGUGCUGGUGUUGGAUUUGGCAACCAGGCAGUGCCAUUAUUCAUAUCAGAAAUAGCUCCACCAAAAUACAGAGGUGGUCUCAACAUUUUGUUCCAAAUGCUCAUCACAAUUGGUAUUUUAUGUGCCAACAUUGUCAACUAUGCAACUUCAAAAAUGCACCCAAAUGGAUGGAGAGUGUCCCUUGGUGGUGCUGCAUUUCCAGCAAUAUUUCUUGGCCUAGGCUCUUUACUCAUUGUUGAAACACCAACUAGCUUAAUUGAACGUGGUCAAAUAGAACAAGGCAAACAAACUCUUAUUAAAAUUAGGGGUGUUGAUGAUGUUGAAAAAGAGUACCAAGAGAUUUUACAAGCCACUCAAUUGGCACAACAAAUCAAACACCCUUUUAAAAAUUUGAUGAAAAAAUCUAGUAGGCCACAACUUAUAUGUGGUACAAUUCUUCAAAUUUUCCAGCAGUUUACUGGCAUAAAUGUUGUCAUGUUCUAUGCUCCUGUGUUAUUUCAGACGAUGGGGUUCGGUGGAAAUGCCUCGUUGUUAUCUGCUAUUGUGACUGGUUCAGUCAAUGUGAUCUCUACGUUGGUCGCGAUACUUGGUGUUGAUAGAUUUGGAAGAAGAGGUUUACUUGUUGAAGGUUCUGUACAAAUGCUCAUUGCCCAGGUACAUCAAUAUUUUCAAUUUGAGUUUUGACUAACAAUAUACAACAACAACAACAACAACAUACCCAGUAUAAUCCACCUGGUAGGGUCUGAGAAGGGUAGAGUGUACGCAGUCCUUACCCCUAUCUUUUGACGGGUAUA
Messenger RNA from Lycium ferocissimum, 1320 nucleotides. Its product is annotated as sugar transport protein 8-like. The record is from RefSeq and is a predicted model, not a curated record. The transcript has 3 exons. Gene Ontology annotation, biological process: monosaccharide transmembrane transport. Gene Ontology annotation, cellular component: membrane. Bases 116 to 1210 code for a protein of 364 amino acids. NCBI's taxonomy places the organism in Eukaryota, Viridiplantae, Streptophyta, Magnoliopsida, Solanales, Solanaceae. Gene Ontology annotation, molecular function: monosaccharide transmembrane transporter activity.